This is a messenger RNA of Callorhinus ursinus (northern fur seal), 936 nucleotides long. RefSeq names its product olfactory receptor family 6 subfamily B member 1 (gene OR6B1). Gene Ontology annotation, molecular function: G protein-coupled receptor activity; olfactory receptor activity. Gene Ontology annotation, cellular component: membrane. The record is from RefSeq and is a predicted model, not a curated record. Lineage: Eukaryota; Metazoa; Chordata; Mammalia; Carnivora; Otariidae. Gene Ontology annotation, biological process: G protein-coupled receptor signaling pathway.
AUGGAAGUGGAGAACCAGACCCAGGUCACCAAGUUCAUUCUGGUGGGGUUCCCUGGGAACUGGGGCAUGCGGGUAGCAGUGUUCCUGAUGUUCCUCAUGGCCUAUAUUCUGACAGUGGCCGAAAAUGUGGUCAUUAUCCUGCUGGUGCAGCAAAACCGGCCACUGCACAAACCUAUGUACUUCUUCCUGGCCAACCUGUCUUUUUUGGAGACCUGGUACAUCUCUGUGACUGUGCCUAAGUUGCUAUUUAGUUUCUCGUCUGUGAGCAACAGUAUCUCCUUCACUCACUGCAUGAUACAACUUUACUUCUUCAUUGCCCUCAUGUGCACAGAAUGUGUGCUCCUGGCUGCCAUGGCCUAUGACCGUUAUGUGGCCAUCUGCCGUCCACUCCACUACCCCACCAUUAUGAGCCACGGGCUUCGCUUCCACUUGUCUCUUGGCUCCUGGGCCAUUGGCUUUGGCAUCUCCUUGGGUAAGAUUUACUUUAUCUCUCGCCUCAGCUUCUGUGGCCCCAAUGUCAUCAAUCACUUCUUCUGUGAUAUCUCCCCAGUACCUAACCUCUCCUGCACAGACGUGUCUGUAGCUGAGCUGGUGGACUUCAUCCUGGCGCUGGUCAUCUUUCUCUUGCCCCUCGCUAUCACUGUCCUGUCCUGUGGAUGCAUCCUGGCCACCAUUCUGCACAUGCCCACCGGAAAGCAGAAAGCAUUCUCUACGUGUGCCUCCCACCUUGUGGUGGUCACCAUCUUUUAUUCAGCCACGAUUUUCAUGUAUGCCAGACUCCGAGCCAUCCAUGCCUUCAAUAUGAACAAAGUGAUUUCCAUCUUCUAUGCUAUUGUCACCCCUGCUCUCAGCCCUUUCAUUUAUUGCCUAAGGAACAGAGAGGUCAAAGAGGCUCUGAAGAAACUGGCCUAUUGCCAAGCUGUCCAAUCGGACUAG